AUGAAGGGCUCCCUAUUCAAUUCCCGCUGGGCCCCGGGUAACAGCGAUUCCUACGAUCCAUAUCAAUAUGAAACUCCUCCUCCUCCUUCCUCCUCCACCUCGCACAGCACAACUUCCUAUCAACCACCAUCAGACUCGCCUUCUUCCCCAUGGCGAUCAAAACCCCCUCCUCCACGCACUCAUAGUGCCCCCGCACCCCCGUACAGCACACCGUCAACACCAUCACAUCACCAACGACAACAACAAAAACAGCAGCACCUCCUCCCUCCCGCCGAAGAACUCGCGCGGUUCAUGAAACUCGUCUCCCGAUUACGCUGGAAACUUCCCUUCUUAGCAGAAGCCUACCGCAUUGCCACGGCCGAGCAGAAUCCCUCCUCCGAAGCGGAAAUCAUGUUCAAAAUCGACUUUUUCGAAUACUAUGCUCUUCUCGAGCGCGCCAUCGUCCAUCUACUCGCAGUCUUCAAUAUUACCGUGUCCUCGUCGGCUGCCGGUCCGGCGACACGCGGGCGUGUCUACAAUUCCACCACCUCCACAAACAAUGACGAUUUCAAUAAUUCCACGACUGGCGGCGGUGGCGGUGGGAGGCAUGGCUCGUCCACGAUGCAUCGAUACCACGCCAACGUUCUUUCCGCACUGGAAUCCGAAACAAGUCCACUUACUCCGGUGCUGGGCUCAGGCCAUGUCUUCGAGCAAUUGCGCCAGGCAAAAGAGUUGCGCAAUCGGUGGAAGACGGCGGAUAUGACGACGGACCAAUUGGCGCGGGAUCCGAUCGGAGAUCGGGACUCGGUGCGGCCGUUGGAGAGCUAUGACUUGGAAGGGAUUCUAGGCGCCAUCUUUGCCGGAUUGGAGGAAGGCUUUGUGAGGGCGAGGGAGCAUGUUGCCCUGUGCAAGCGACCCGGGGAGAAGGAAGUGGAGGAGGUCAAGGAAGGUGGGUGGGACUUUAUGGUGGAUGCAAUGGAUUGGGAGGCUGUUUGA
Molecule: messenger RNA, 975 nt
Organism: Penicillium oxalicum
Lineage: Eukaryota; Fungi; Ascomycota; Eurotiomycetes; Eurotiales; Aspergillaceae
Exons: 1
Coding region: 1-975 (324 amino acids)
Source: RefSeq, a predicted model, not a curated record